AUGGAACAAAAGAUCUUGGCGACAGUUUUCCACGCAUGGAUUCCGGGAUAGGACAGACGAUGAACUUUCGGGCUUUGAUCGAGAAACAGUACCCGUUUGAUACUUCAAUGAGAUCCACGUCAAAUUUGAUCUGCUGAAUUAUUGCGCAUGCUGGAUGAGACAGAAGUCUAUCGACCGCUUGAAAAUGCUGAAUCAGCUUGUCACGCAACACUUCGUUAGCCAGAAGUUUAUGCAAGUAACUAGUUACAUCCAUCAUUUUUACAAACGUUAAAUUUGAACCCUCUGGUUUGGUGUAAAUUUCUGAACGAUAUAAGGCGUGGUCGCAUAACUUCAUGCAUUUAUCGAUGUUGUUUAUCAAGGCGGCGACAUCGUUGUUGGAUGAGAACGGUGGAUUGUCCAACUUUACAACGCAUGCAUUACCGAGAUCAACAACAAGUCCGUCUGAUUCCAGCUUUGUAACUGCUGUAGCCACACGAUCCCGAAACUCGCUUUCGUUUACGACGAUUAUACAGCAGGGGACAUUGGGGAAAUGAGUUGAAACAAACUCGGGUUGAUCAUCCUCUUCAUCAUCAUCUGACGGCGUUCCCUCGGAAUUCUUGCAGCAAUACGCGUUUGAUAUUUGGAGCAUCUCCUGGAUGGUGUUGUUGCUGUGAUCCUUGACCACUUGGAAUAACUGUUUUGCAGCUUUUUCCAUUUCAUUAUUGCUAUCGGAUGAUUUUCGCACUCGAAUUCGCGAUACCUCUGCAUCUAAUUCUUCGUUGUGAAUGGUGGAAAACAAGAUCUUCUCGUUGCAAGUUGCGCAUUCCUUGUACACGACGAAGUAGGCAAUCGCUGGGUAGCUUUCAGGCGUGUAACUUGUUUCGUUGUCGUCGUCUUUCGCGGAUUUUGCGUUGCACAUGACACUUGUAACGCAGGAAAAAAAGAAUUGAACGCCGUUCAUUGAAGAAACCACUUGGUCAAGGCGAAGUCGCUUUGAAGCGAUCUGAUUUCUUGCGAUGUCAAUGUCUGUUUCACGAACUCUCCAAACAGCACGGCAUGCUACCGCUUCCAACUGUUCGGUGAUCUAGACGAAUUUAAUAAAUUGACUGCAUGAAUUGCCGUGAAUUCAGCUGCAUAACAUGCUAUUAUUGACCACAGGGCCACUACAAUGAAUUAAGUUUGCUCAAUAAACUUACCAAUGGCAAAAUGUUUGCUCGAAGUGAAUCCUCGAUCCUUUUCGAGUCCAAUUGCUUGCGAGGUCGCGGUGGCAUUUUUAAAAUGAUGAUUUAAUAUACUUUAAAAAACAGCUGUUUCGUAAAUCGUCUGUGAUUUUUAAGCGUUUGGAAGUAUCUACAUUUGCAUAGCAACGAAGUGGAACAAUAUAUUUUACUUUGGUCAUCACCACUUCCAGCAUCAUUACACCACCACCACCAUCAUCACCACCACCAUUAUCAUCACCACCAUCACCACUUCCAGCAUCAUUACACCACCACCACCACCAUCAUCACCACCAUCUCAUCACCACCUCCAGCAUCAUUACACCACCACCAUCAUCAUCACCACCAUCUCAUCACCACCUCCAGCAUCAUUACACCACCACCACCAUCAUUACCACCAUCAUCAUCAUCACCUCCAGCAUCAUUACUCCACCACCAUCAUCAUUACCACUAUCUCACCACCUCCAGCAUCAUUACUCCACCACCAUCAUCACCAUCUCAUCACCACCUCCAGCAUCAUUACACCACCACCAUCAUCAUUACCAUCAUCAUCACCACCUCCAGCAUCAUUACUCCACCACCACCAUUAUUACCACCAUCUCAUCUCCAGCAUCAUCAUCAUUACACCACCACCAUCAUCAUUACACCACCACCAUCAUCAUUACCACCACCAUGACUACCAUCAUCCAUGAGUCAUUGCAUCUUAUUGAGUUAAUCUGCUUGCUAAUUGUCAUUGCAAAUGACUUUGAAACAAAUUAAUAACCACAAUAACUUUUAUAACAUUGUUUGGUUUAGAUUUGUGAUUUUCUUUUGGCUCGAGUCGUCGACCCAGAUCAUGAUCACACUGGAAUCUUGACGGAAUAUGUUGCAACCAGAUGGUAUCGUGCUCCAGAAAUCAUGCUCAACUCAAAGGGUUAUUCAAAAGCAAUUGAUGUCUGGUCUGUUGGGUGUAUUUUGGCUGAGAUGUUGUCGAACAAACCUCUCUUUCCUGGCAAACAUUGUAUCCUUGUGUGCUGGUUCUUGCUUGGUGAACUCAGGGCGAACUAGUGUUCAAGAUUGCAACCAAAUUUUGAGCUUUUAGACAAAUUUAUACUGUAAUACACAGUUCGUUGAUGUGUUUCGCGUGAUUUUUUUUAAUUGUGAUUUUUUAAAUAUUGUUCAUUUUUUUUUAAGUUCUACUUGACCGCUCACAAUUCAAAAGAAAUUGAGCGGAAAAUUGGGACAGCGAAAUAUUUCUUGCAAAUCGCGCAAUUAGCGGAAUUUCUACUGUUAGCGCGUGUCGAUUUCUUGAAACGAGUUAAUUGAUUUGUGAGCUCACGAGAAAGUACUCAGAAUACUUUGGCUAAAUAUCAUGGUUAAAUAUGUAAACAUGUCGAGGUUGUUAUACAGCCAUAUUUUCAAAUAUACUGCACUUUACUGCAACUGUCCAGUCACGCAUACGUGAUAAAAAGCCGAUAUAAGCGUUAUAAACAAAACAUAAUGUAAAGCGUAACAGAACGGCGAACAUGCAGAUUCGACCAUCUCUAAUAAUGGUAAUGUUGGGAUAGUAGCGUUGCAUGCUGCAGAGGACCCCAUGGAAAACCUCCACCCCUCCUUGCAGAUGAGGUAGAUCCGCCCCUGUCUUCCCUGUUGAGUAGUAAAAUCGUCUGGUGUUAGACAGUUAGUAAUUGGUGAAUGAAAGCCAAACAACUGAUGCUUGGCGAACAAAUAAGGAGAAAAUAUACAUAGGGUUAAGUUGAAAAUAAAAUGCAAAACGAAGGGAGAAAUUUCUCCCUAAAAUUUUGGCAUAUUGUGCUAUAAAAUGGGCUAGGAGAUAUCUAACGAUGGUACAAGUACACUCAAUAAAUAAAUCAUUCUUAACUAUAGAAUUACAGAUUUGGAUCAGUUAAAUCACAUUCUAGGUGUUCUAGGAUCGCCUACUUUGGACGAUUUGCAGUGUAUAAAGAAUGAUAAGGUACGCUGGAAAUUUUAAUAUAAACAACACCGCGCAAAAAGAAAGUUCCCUCCUAAAUUGUUUCAGCACAGAUUCUAAACAAAUGAAUCCCUGGUAAUCACACCAGGUACCAAUUAGACCUAUGGUACAGUAGUUUGCCUGAUGCUGUGUGAAGAAUGAGCUAACCCAUGCUUGAAAGAAUGACUUAUCCUCCACAGAAUACAAAAAUACUCAGUUGCAAAAUUUUAUUGAAAUUGAUCAUGUCAAAGCUCGUAUAUGAAGUAAAGUUUAAUUUUUAGGCAAGAAGCUAUAUUCAAGCUUUACCUUGCAAGCAAAAAAUUCCUUGGAGCAGAUUAUUCCCAAACGCUAACCCCAAAGGUAAGAUGCAAGCGUAAUGUAUACAAUAGAAUUACCCAAGACCAAUCUUAAACGUAUUUGUGUUUAUAUUCAUUCGUCCCAGUCCCUUGCACCAGGGCUCGAAUUUUAUCGCGGCAAUUGCCGUAGAGGGAGUACAAAAUGUUGUGGAUCAUUGCGGAAACGACGGCAAUUUUUUGCCGUAUAGUAUAAUUUUUAUACUAUUCACUAAAUUACUAUAUUAACAAUAAAAUUAAAUUUUUGUUACAGUAAUUUGAAAAAAUGCCGUGGAAACUGCCAAAAUUGCCGUAGACAGCUGUUACGUUCUACGGCAAUUUUUAACGCCAUUGCCGUCGAUUGAUUUCAGGGAAAUUCGAGGCCUGCCUUGCAUACACGUGUAUUAUAAAUAAUACUUGCGACGCUUAGAAUAAACUAAUUUUUCAGCAAAUGAUUUGAAUCCAUUUGGUAAAGACACAAUUACUGUUUAUGUUUUUCAAUCAAAUUGAGGUCAGACUCACAAGCUAGUUCAAAUUGAACUUGAUUUAUUUUAACCGAUCCAUUCAUUUUCUUUUUCAAUAGCUCUGGAUCUACUUGGUAAAAUGUUAGCCUUCAAUCCAAACAAAAGAUAUUCAGUUGAAGAAUGCUUGGCACAUCCUUACCUUGAACAGUAUUACGAUCCGACGGGUGAAGUGAGUGUGCCGUUAACAACAGAGAGAAAUCGAGAUUGAUAUCAAGGACAAACUACUAUACAAUACUCCAGUCUAGACAAAUCUCUUGUGAUGACUACUGUCAUUUCCUUGAUAUUUACAGUAGAUCUUCUUUUACGCAGUCCAUUGAUCUCUUCUCAUUAUGUGUCCAUACCAUUUCAGCUCUGCUUUCUUCACCUUCUUUGCAAUGUCUACCACCGCAUAUUGGAUCUUUUCAUUCCAUAGUCCGUCACCCACUUUCCUUCAUUUCUUCCUAUUACGUGUCCAUAUUCUUCAUCUGUUUCUAUUACGUAUUUAUUUCUCUUACCUUCUCUGUAUUGUCUGCCACCUCACAUCUUCAGAUUUCUUCAUUCCACAAUAUCCCUGACUGGCUCUCCUUUGUCUCUUCUCAUUUCGUAUUCACAUAUUCCCAGCCUAGCUUGCCUCUCCUUCUCUGUAAUGUCUACCACGUCGCAUUAUCUUCUGAUCUCUUCAUUACAUAAUGUCUCUGACUGUGUAUACAUAAAGUCCCUGACGCAAUCUCCUUCCUCUCUUCUUAUUACGUGUCUAUAUAUUCCCAGCAUUGCUUGCCUCACAUUCUCUGUAAUGUCUUCCACCCCACAUCUUCAGAUCUCAUUAUUCUUCAUCUUGUCCUUCAGCGAAACCUCCAAGACCCAUCUUAACCUUGUCAUCUCUGUCUUUCUCAUCAGCUCUUCUUUUCUCCGCAGCGUGCAACUCUGUAGGAUUUCACACUUUAACUUUCGGAUUAUUUUAAUUUCAGCCAAUCGCUGAGCAGCCAUUCAGAUUUGAAACGGAGCUUGACAAUCUUCCAAAGGAGGAACUCAAAGGUAAAAAUAGCGUAAAAGUCAUGUGUUUAUUUAUAUACUUUGUAUCAUUUCUUUGUAAAUGGUUCUUCCUAGAGAUCCAGUAAGGGUCCGUCCCUUACUUAUCCAGUGUUGCAACAGGAAGAAAACGAAAGUAAACUAACUUUAUUUCAACUGGAUAGCGCUGUCAGUUCUAUACUAUUCUGCCUGGUGUAAGACUGUGUGCUUGGUAGAGUCAAACUGGAAGCGCUCUUCUCAUAUGUGACUGAGGCGAAAUUAUAAUCACAGAACUAUAUAGUGCAGGAAUCGAACCUCGUGAAAUUGUCUGACCACUGGACAUUCUGUCCAACCUAAGUGAAUCUGAGGUUUAUUGUUUGUCUGAUCCGAGUGAAUGAACCUAUUCCCUAAUGAACAAAAUUUUGAUCUAGACAAGUCCAGACAAAAAUUUUAUCACGGCUUGAAAGAGCAUCGCAAAAUUAGUAAUAUUCUGUAAUUUCGUUGCAAAAUGUUGUAAAAUGCGGAUAAUAUACUGUAGCCCUGCGAAGUUUGCCGUUUUUCAGUCAUUUUGUAUUACGCGCGGGAAAUUGAUAUCGCUUUCUGAAAAAAGGUAUCAAUUUCCCGUGCGUAAUACAAAAUGACUGAAAAACGGCAAACUUCGCAGGGCUAUAUUAUCCGCAUUUUACAACACUUCGCAACGAAACUUCGGAAUAUUACGAAUUUUGUGAUGCUCUUUCAAGCCUUGAUAAAAUUUUUGUCUAGACUUGUCUAGAUCAAAGUUUUGUUUAUUAGAUAAUAUGUCCAUUGGUGCCCGACCUAAUUGCAACUUUGUCCAACGUAAAUCAAAAUGUUCCCUAAUCCAGGACUAGAGGCUUGUAUGUUAAAUGGAAAAUCAGAGUAAUGUAUAAAAAGUGAACUGGAAAUGUGUGAUCAAGUGCGGGUUUUCACCGUGGGGGUUGGAAAUUCAUUGCAAAGAUUCAAAUGACUUUUCCAAAUUGUGCUGAUAUUAAUUUGCAGUAAUAAUGCAUUUACUUUCAGUCACGGGCGGAUUUACUGGGGUUUAGGGGGGGGGGGGUUAAACCCCUCCUAGAAUCUCUUUAACCCCUCUUAUAAAGUGUUCAACCACACCAAAAUUUUGCUUCACCCCUCCUUUUUAGUGCAGAGUUUCUUUGAAACUGUGCACUAUUGUGAUGAGUGGCGAAAAUUCACAUCUGUCAUACAUCAGAUAUCAUAGAGUAAACGUUCCGGGGGGUGUAUACGAUUUAUCGUCGUGGUAAUUUAUUCUACUUAGUCAAUGCUUUGAAGGUUAUUUAGGCAAUUUCAGUUGUCUUAUUUAAAUACUUAUUUUGUCCUUUUGCCAAGUUCACAAAAAUUUCCAGGAAUUGUUGUUAUUGCAAAUUUUUGUCAAUUUUAUAACAUUUGCUUCUUCGUGUUGUGUGAAAGAUCUUUCCCCCGGAACACCCAUUUUUUCUUUAGCAGCGCAAAUGCGCAUGUGCUAUCAAGCUGUAGAUCACGAUGGCGUGACGAAUGACGAUGCUAGGAAGGAGCGACACUGCCGAACAGUGUUGUUUUCAAAUUAUAAACAUUUUUAUAGACGUGAAUAUCGAGUAAAUCUUUGAGAAUCUACGCAAUAUAUAAAUUGAUGUUAUGACUUAUGCAUUGUGGGCAUUCAAUUAAGUACCGAUAUUAUUUUGACGGUAUAUUCAAUUUCAAUAUACAAAGCUAGGAAGCAGCGAGACAGUGUUGUUUUGUCUUUUGAAAUGUAUGAACAUUUCAGGCAUGAAUAUUGAGAAAAUCUUUGAGAUUCUACGCAAUAUAUAAAUUAAUGUUUUGCAUUACGGGCAUUCAAUUAAGUGCCGACGGUAUAUUCAUUAUACAAAGCUAGGAAGCAGCGAGACCGUGUUUUCAAAUGUAUAAACAUUUCAGACAUAAAUAUUGAGAAAAUCUUUGUUUACGUGUAUAGCACAACGGUGCAAACUCGUGUUCAGUGCAACGAAAACUCUGUAUCAAAGCUUGUCAAAACUGCUAUAUAAACACUGCAAUAACUGUGAAACUAUUGAAAUCUAAAGUUACAUUAUUGAAUACAUGCGAAAAGCUGAAAAUGACUCAUGAACAACAACGUGACCUUCGAAAUAUAUCAAAGGUCAAUGAAACUUGUUAUUGUGAAACACGUCAUAAUUAGAUUAAAAUGCGGAAAGCGGAUGCGGAUUCACGGAACGGAUAUGGGGAUAAAAUGCGGAUGAAAUGCGUCAUUUUAAUGCGUUUUCGCCUCUUAUUUACGUUUCUGUGUUUUAGAUUUGUGUUCCUUUUUUGUAAUGGAAUACAACGUCGUAGUGCUUAUUAUUCAUAACAUAUCUUAUACAGCUAUUUUCUCAAGUUGUCACUGAGACGAUAGCCAAAUGGGCGCUAAAAGGAUGGUGGGAAUAAUCACAGAUUUAAAAAGUCACCUAGGUUGCCGGCGACCCUAUAUAGUGUCGUUUUCAAUUGGAAACUUUACAACAUUAUAACAGAAAUUAUGCCUUGUGACUAAUAUUAUAUGAGGAAAUAAAUAAUAUUACAUAACUCUCGUCAUUCUUUAAUCUUAAAGUAUUAGAUUUAAACCAUAUCGACAUGUGAUUAAAGCUAUAAACCACGCUUGAAAAAACUAUUCAAUUAAUAAGUAUGUCAAUAUAGCGUUCGUCUUUGAAACUCUGCACUAUCCUUGGAUCCCUAGUUAUAUAAAAGGUCUCAGUUCGUUCGUAUUGGGUCGGAUGCAUCUACACUUCAAUAUAUCAAUGGUGGUAUUCCACAAGGUACUAAGCUUGGCCCGAUCCUCUUUGCCGUAAUGGUGAAUGAACUUUUGUCUGCGUGGGGCCCCCGUGCUAAGUUCGUUGAUGAUCUUACCGCUUUGGAUAUUGUACCUAGAAAUUCCCCUUCCUUGAUGAAUCAUAUCGUGGCAGAUAUACACUCGUUUGCUGAAGUGAACAAUAUGAAGCUGAAUCCUGCCAAGUGUAAAGAUAUGAUUGUUAACUUCAUUUCAAUACUAGUGUUUUGCAACCUAUCAUCAUUGGUGCAACACGCGUGGAAUCUGUUUCAUCAUUUAAACUGCUCGGAGUGUAUGUUACCAGUGAUUUAACAUGGUCUGUGCAUUGCGAAUACAUUAUUAAGAAAUCCAAUAGGCGUUUAUAUGCGUUGAGGAAGCUUAAGAGGAGUGGGGUAGCCCCAACAGACAUCCUAUGUGUUUAUUGUGCAAUUAUAAGAUCAGUAUUGGAAUAUGCUUCUGUUGUUUUGGCCAACCUUCCUCAAAAUCUUAGCGACGAUCUUGAAAGGGUCCAGAAACGAGCACUGGCCAUAAUAUAUUCUAACUGUUCCUAUGAUGAUGCCCUAAAACUAGCUGGUAUCGAACCGCUUGUCUUACGGAGGGACGCCGCCUGUAAGAGAUUUGUGGAGACAAUCCUACCUGGAAACCCACUCUAUCCAAUUGUUCAUAGCCGGUCAGCACCAGUGAACCAUGGUUAUAAACUUAGAUCUGACAAUGUUGCGAGGAAUAUCAGAAUGCGAACAGACCGGUUUCAGAAAUUCGUUACCAUUAAGUAUGCGACCUGAACUGUGAUCGUUGAACCUAAUAACUCUAUUGUCUAGUUAUACAUUCAUUUUUAACUAUAAUAAAUUAUGUACACCUCUCAGAUAAUUUUGUAUAAGUUUUAUAUACUGUAAAUAAUAUCCGUAAAUAAGAUUUUUGUAAUGACGUGUAAUUCAGUUUCUACUGCAAGGGGAUUUUUAAUAAACUAUUACUAACUAUUACUAUUACUAUUUUGUGUGAAAAUCUUUAACCCUAACGCCUAACCCCUGCCGAAGCUCACUCAGUGAUGCGCUUGCACCCCACUAGAAUUUUUUCCACCCCUCCUUUCAAAAAUCUGAAAAUCCGCCCUUGCGGCUUCAUUAAAUGAAGUUUCUUCUUGAAUAUUUAUAUUCUAUUUUCUCCAAUUUACAUUUCAGAAUUGAUUUAUGCGGAAACAGCCAAUUUCAUGGUGAAAUAAAGACGAGGAGUAUGGCUUAGUAUAACUACCAGAAUUAAUGUAUUAUAUAUGAAAUGUUUUUCUCGCGUGAAGUACAUUUAAAAAGCAAGA
Messenger RNA from Paramuricea clavata, 9099 nucleotides. Lineage: Eukaryota; Metazoa; Cnidaria; Anthozoa; Malacalcyonacea; Plexauridae. The record is from the annotation of a GenBank genome assembly.